AUGGAGCCAGCUGACUCGACGCUUAAAAAAGAGCACUUUAAAUGUGAGUUUUUAAGAUUUUCUGAUGGAAAUCCCGGGGAUUUCUGAAAGUUUUUAUUUCAGUGCGAAAACAUACGAGAUAUUUGACGAUUCACAAAGUUGUUGAUCAAAAAUCAUGGCAAAUGUUGGCCUACGAAGAACGGAAACGAAAAGAACGACAAAAAAUUCCGAAAAUUUGGAGGAAAUCGUUUUUGCGCUAUCAUUUGACGCAAGAAAAAGCCCGCCAAAAAUUUGGAAGAUUACGGUAUAAGAAUAGAGAUGAUAGUGUGUUUGUGGCAAAACAAUGGUAUUUUGUAUUGGAAAAAUAUCCGCUGAAACCGAGAGUUGAAUGGAGUUAUCAAAGGGUUCACAAGUGAGUUUUUUCGCCAAAAUUCCAGAAUGAAAGUGACAUUACAGAUUUCAAAACUUAAAAAAAGAAAUUUUUUGAAAGUUGAAUUUUUUUUAAAUAUAAAAAACUAUUUCCAGACUAAACCCUCGAAACGAGCGAAUCGCAACAGAAUUAGAAGAAAAUCUGGAUUGCGCCGAGAGAUAUUCGCUGAUCCUUCAUUUUUCUGAUAUCUACAAAACCCAACUCAAAAAUGACGUUGAAAAAAUUGCAAAAAUCGAAAAAUUUCGCGCCAAAAUUGGGGCGAAUCGUGAGAAUUUAUUGCGAUCACAAAGUUUGGCGGCGAUGAAAAUUCGAAUAUUUUUUGAGGCCAAAAAUGGUGCGAUUUUCGAUGUUCAACGCGAUGUUCUGGAUUUGGAAGAUUGCCAAUGGGUUUCAGUGAAAAAAUUACGCGAAAAAUUGCAUUCGAAGAUAUCGCAUUUUUCACAUGAUGUUCAGAAUUUGUAAGUUUUUUUUUCCAGUGGCUCACCAUUUUUCAUCAAAAUGUUUCCAGGAUUCUCAAAAAAACUGCGAAAAAUGCGAAAAAACGCAACAUUGCUCAUAAUUGUGUGGUGCAGGAGACAACAAAUGCCGCUUUUAACACAAUUAAAAAUUAUUUGAAAAUCAUCAAGACAAAAACGGCUUUUAUUUCUAUCGAUUGUAUGAUUGUUGAUAGGAAAUUAUGGGUCAACUCUGAACAAAUCCGACAUUUUUUGAAAGGUAGGUGUAUUUUAGACACUGGAAUCGUGAUCAGUGACUGUGAAAAUCUUAGAAACCAUAUACAAUAA
Messenger RNA from Caenorhabditis angaria, 1191 nucleotides. The record is from the annotation of a GenBank genome assembly. Lineage: Eukaryota; Metazoa; Nematoda; Chromadorea; Rhabditida; Rhabditidae.